Arachis ipaensis is the source of this 1303-nucleotide messenger RNA. Its product is annotated as chalcone synthase-like. NCBI's taxonomy places the organism in Eukaryota, Viridiplantae, Streptophyta, Magnoliopsida, Fabales, Fabaceae. Gene Ontology annotation, molecular function: acyltransferase activity, transferring groups other than amino-acyl groups. Gene Ontology annotation, biological process: polyketide biosynthetic process. The record is from RefSeq and is a predicted model, not a curated record.
AGAUACAAUAUUUCAUAAACUUCCACCUUUCUUGUUAAUCAAAUAAUUAACGAAUCAAAUGGGGAGUGUAGCAAGGAGUAGUGUGGCUGCGAUCCUAGCCAUUGGUACUGCAAAUCCACCCAAUAUCAUCCUCCAAUCUGAAUAUCCCGAUUUUUAUUUCAGGAUAACCAAAAGUGAUCACAUGCUAGACUUGAAACAAAAAUUCGAUCGCAUAUGUAAAAAAUCAAUGAUUGAGAAAAGACACUUUCUCUAUACUGAGAAUUUUCUCAUGGAAAACCCUAACAUCACUACUUAUGGAGCUCCUUCUUUGGAUACACGACAAGACAUGCUUAUGGAGGAGAUACCAAAACUUGGGAAAGAAGCAACACUGAAUGCCAUAAGAGAAUGGGGGCAACCCUUAUCAAGAAUCACACACCUCAUCUUCUACACAACUUCAUGCUUAUGCAACACUCCCGGUCCGGAUUACCAUCUUGCCAAACUUGUUGGCCUCAGCCCAACCGUCAACAGGUUCAUGAUUUUCAACACCGGUUGCCAUGGCGGCGGGACCAUCUUACGCGUUGCCAAGGACAUCGCAGAGAACAACGCCGGAUCGCGAGUGCUCGUCGUGUGGUCAGAGAUUACACUGGCUUCUUUUCACGGUCCUAAUUCUAAUGACAUGGAUGUACUUGUAGGGCAGGGCUUAUUUGGAGAUGGUGCAGCUGCUAUCAUCAUUGGUGCAGAUCCUAAUAAUAAUAAUAACCCUAACUGCACUGAAGUUCCUCUUUUUGAACUUACCUUUGCUUCACAAACAACCAUACCAAACACCGAGAGCGUACUCCGUGCACGUCCAGAAGAAAUGGGUUUGGUUUAUUAUAUAGGAAAAGAGGUUCCUUCGCUUGUGUCUGAAAACAUAGGGAAGUGUAUAAUUGAAGCGUUUGAUUCCAUUGGCAUGAUGAGCAAUGAUGUAAUGGAUUGGAAUAACUUGUUCUAUGUUAUUCAUCCAGGUGGGCCGGCUAUUUUAGAUAGGAUCGAAAAUAAGCUUGGAUUGAAGGAAGAGAAACUAAGGGCGUCAAGGAAGGUGUUGAGCCAAUAUGGAAACAUGUUGAGUCUUAGCGUGAUUUUCAUAUUGGAUGAGAUGAGGAAGAGGUCUAAGAUUGAAGGGAAGAGCACAAGCGGUGAAGGGUUAGAGUGGGGUGUCUUGGCAGGUUUUGGUCCAGGGGUAUCUUUGGAGGUAGUAGUGCUUCGUAGUAUAUCUGUCCAAAGCCCUAGUUAAUUAUUCAACUAGAAUAAUAAUAGAUUGGUGGAAACUCAGGUGCAGUUGACU